This is a messenger RNA of Rattus norvegicus (Norway rat), 3902 nucleotides long. It is a transcript of the gene Gdap1, whose product is annotated as ganglioside-induced differentiation-associated-protein 1. Gene Ontology annotation, biological process: mitochondrial fission; mitochondrial fusion. The record is from RefSeq and is marked provisional. The transcript has 6 exons. Bases 92 to 1168 code for a protein of 358 amino acids. Lineage: Eukaryota; Metazoa; Chordata; Mammalia; Rodentia; Muridae. Gene Ontology annotation, cellular component: mitochondrion; mitochondrial outer membrane; cytoplasm.
AACAGGGGGCCCUGCGAAACCAAAGGACGGCUCUAAGCCUCUGCAGCAAGCAGGCCAACCGACAAGGCUGGCUGAGUCCCUGCAUCCCGCAAUGGCUCGGAAGCAAGACGAGGCGCGGUCCGGCGUGCCCCUGAGGGCGCAAGGCCCGCCGGCCGCAGAGGUCCGCCUCAUUCUGUACCACUGGACGCACUCCUUCAGCUCUCAAAAGGUGCGCUUGGUAAUUGCUGAAAAGGCACUGAAGUGUGAGGAACAUGAUGUAAGUCUGCCCCUGAGUGAGCACAAUGAGCCUUGGUUUAUGCGUUUGAACUCAACUGGAGAAGUGCCUGUCCUUAUCCACGGGGAAAACAUAAUUUGUGAGGCCACCCAGAUCAUUGAUUAUCUUGAGCAGACUUUCCUGGAUGAAAGAACACCCAGGUUAAUGCCUGAUGAAGGAAGCAUGUAUUACCCACGGGUGCAGCAUUACCGAGAGCUUCUUGACUCCUUGCCGAUGGAUGCUUACACACAUGGCUGCAUUUUGCAUCCUGAGCUCACUGUGGAUUCCAUGAUCCCAGCUUAUGCAACCACAAGGAUUCGCGGCCAGAUUGGUAACACGGAGUCUGAACUGAAGAAACUUGCUGAAGAAAACCCUGACUUACAAGAGGCUUACAUUGCCAAGCAGAAGCGACUGAAGUCAAAGCUGCUUGAUCACGACAAUGUCAAAUACUUGAAGAAAAUUCUUGAUGAGUUGGAGAAGGUCUUAGAUCAGGUGGAAACUGAGUUACAAAGAAGAAAUGAAGAAACUCCAGAUGAGGGCAACCAGCCUUGGCUCUGUGGAGAAUCCUUUACACUGGCAGAUGUCUCAUUGGCUGUCACAUUGCAUCGGCUGAAGUUCCUGGGGUUUGCAAGGAGAAACUGGGGACAUGGAAAGAGACCAAACUUGGAAAGCUAUUAUGAGCGUGUCUUGAAGAGAAAAACAUUUAACAAGGUUUUAGGACAUGUCAACAAUAUAUUAAUCUCUGCGGUGCUGCCCACAGCAUUCCGGGUGGCCAAGAAAAGGGCCCCGAAAGUUCUCGGUAGCACCCUUGUGGUUGGUUUGCUUGUAGGAAUGGGAUAUUUUGCAUUUAUGCUUUUCAGAAGGAGACUUGGCAACAUGAUAUUAUCACUCAGACCCAGACCAAAUUAUUUCUAGGUUUGUUGGGUUCUGUGGUAGCAGCACAUCUAACCACUCCACUAGACCCUCAUCCAUUCUUCCAGACCCAUUGAAGAUUUGUUCUUGGUAACUAGUAGAAAACAUAUUUUAUAGUAUUCAUUGGGGAGUUCAUGUGGGGAAAGGAGCUAAUGAUAUGUUUUUUCCUUCCUUCCUUCGUUCCUUCGUUCCUUCGUUCCUUCGUUCCUUCGUUCCUUCGUUCCUUCCUUCCUUCCUUCCUUCCUUCCUUCCUUCCUUUCUUAGACAACACAACUUACUUCUAAUUUAUCCCUUAAAGAUCAAUGUAACUUCUGACAGAUAGGUAAGGGAUCUUUAUGGAGAUUAUAAAUUCAUGUCCUCAGUUAUUUCUUGAGAGGUUGUAAUUAGGAGCAGACAGUAAUAAUAACCCAUGACUGCUUAUAGUGCUUCACCUGAGAGUGACUGCAAUUCUGGGUGUUGAACAGUUGCAGGAUCCUCUUCUGGGACUCUGAAGUCAUCUUUGUUAUGCUAGACAGGAUUCAGAUAACAACAGGACAUUGUAAUGUUUCAUCUUCCACUAGCAGCUUAGGCAUACGUAAAGGAGAAAAAUGGGAAAGGGGAGAAAGAAAACAAGAGAAUGAAGUACAUCUAGAACAAAGCUGUAGAUGGUAACUUCCAGUGGCUUCCACUGCUGCCCAUGGUUGCCUCUCUCCUUGGAAAACUUCACAUCUACCUACUUGUGGUUAUGUCCCCUCCUUAACUGAGAACUGUUAAGAGGGAACAGAGGGCUGGGAAGUUUGUGGGGAUAGUAUACCAGAGAGAAACCUACAUACUGCAUAGAAAACACUUCAGUUGACCCUAAUUAUGAAUUAUACUUGUUGAUUUAAUAAGAUUAAGCUAUUAUACACUUGACCAUGAGAUGCCCAUUGAAACAUAUAUUUCUGGCAAUUAUAUGAAUGUCUAAAGGAAGUCUUCAUGGUGCCUUCUAAAGAUAGGGCAGUCUUCAUGGCUCCCAUGACCAUGAGAGAUAUUUUCCUGUGGACAACAGUGCUCAGUCCUGGGAGCCUUGGCCUCUAUAGCCCUCUUUAUACAUAUAAGUAAUAUGCAGAUGAAUAUCUAAGGUAAACAUCAUGGCUUAUGGCUUGUAGUGGAUCAUUCAAUGAGAGUCAAAUGUGCUCAUUUUUAUUUGAGGAGAGUGGCACAUUCAUGCACAAACCGUUGGCUAGGCUUUGUAUUUGUUUAUGACUAUCGACAAAGCUUUACAUUGAAGGAAAAAGGAAAAGCUAGCACUAGAUAUUGACAGUUAAUUUGGGAGAGAUAAAAUAUCUAGCUAGUGAUGUCCACCCAUACUCAUCCAUGUGUGUUUAAGAAUUUGUGGGAUAUCUCAGUCCAUGUGGAAGAGACAGUUCCCAGAUGACCUAGAGAUCAGGAAAAACCUCAUAUUGAAGCAGGGAGGCAGUCUUCCUGGAGCUCGCUGUCAAAGUCUUAGGAGAAGCUUCGUGAAUCUGAUGAGGAGCUCAUCCUAAGAACGUGAGUAAAGGGAAAGUCUGCUUGGAUGGCUUCAAGUGAACUAUGCACAUAGCUAAAGAAUGUACUGAUGUUUUAUUAAUAGGAAAAUGUUAUGAGUAACAAGCAAUGGCUUUCUGAUGGUAGAAACAAUUCUGUAAUCCCAUUUUGAUUCUAUUAUCCAUUUCAUAAGCUAGAUGUACUAAAAAUGUAUGAGCAGAAUGUGCCCUGUGUGUAAAAACAAAACAACAAAACAAAAACCCUAGGAACACUCCAAAGUGAACUCAGAUUAAUGAAGAUGAAAUGUGCACAGCUCUCAUGCCAUCUCCUCUGCCUGUCUGUGUCAUUGCUAGGACAUUGUUAUCAUUGUAUUUAUACAUGUAUUUAUACAACAGCCCUAAAAUUAACUGACUAGUAAUUCAGAAAUUCUUACAAUGUUCUGAUAGAAAUAAAAAGUCAGGUCAAAGAAGUAACAAUAAGAAUUAAAAAAAAAAUCUACAAAGGGUAUUUAUUUACCUAUGAAAGGAUUGUUAAAGAGUGACUUUUCUUUCAGUAUAUGUUAUUAUGGAAUCAGGAAAUCACUGGGAAAUUAUAAUUCUCAUAUGUAACUUAUUUGGAGGUAGAUGUGUGGCAAUGUUAAAGGCGAAGCAUCUGAGCUUCUUCAAUGUUUUCUAGGUAGGUAUUCUUGACAUUAGUGCUUUAAAAAUAUUUGUCUAGUGAUAGCACCAUAACCACUAGAUGUCGUUGUUCACCCAGUAGUCUAUUAGGUUCAGCAAAUGUGAAUGAUUUCAAGUGGGCAUCUUUGUCAAGGUUAGUCAUCUUUGAAAAAGCUUGCGGCAAAUCUAGUAUGGAUUUUUUAUGUUUUGUGAGUGAUGACAGCACUGUAUGAUAUCAAACUAAGGAGGUGCACAGCCACUGUUAGCCAAAGAGGCACUUUAAUGCAUCUUUUUCUUCAGGAUUUUUGACAACUGACCAAUGUGUUUCUCAUGUGAAAAAAAUAGUAUAAAUUCCACCACUAGAGAAUGCUCAAGUCAUUAAAAGGUUAUGUUGUCUAUUUCUUUCUUAACACACAUGCACACUAUUUUAUUGAUACUACCAUUAUAUGCCUUUUAAUUCUCAAAAUUGAUGAGCUGCUUACUCAAGUUUUCAUGAUUAUUGCUAUUGAUAUCAAAGUUGUAAUGGUAUUGUUAACUGUCAUAGGAAAUUAUUGAUAUUAUUCUAUCUGUAAGAUCAAUAAAAUUAAUUUGAAAAU